Molecule: messenger RNA, 897 nt
Organism: Symbiodinium necroappetens
Lineage: Eukaryota; Dinophyceae; Suessiales; Symbiodiniaceae
Source: the annotation of a GenBank genome assembly
GUCGCGAGCGCCGGCAAGCAGCUGCUCAUCAUCGCGGAGGACGUCGAGUCCGAGGCGCUGGCGGCGCUCGUCGUCAACCGCCUCCGCGGCGUGAUCAAGGUCGCGGCCGUGAAGGCCCCGGGCUUUGGCGACCGCCGCAAGGCGAUGCUGGGCGACAUCGCGACGCUCACGGGCGGGACGUUCUUCGCUGAGGACCUCGGCCGCUCGCUCGAGUCCAUCGAGCUCUCCGAGCUCGGCAAGGCGAAGAAGAUCAUCGUCACGAAGGACAACACCACGGUCAUCCAGGGCGCCGGCAAGAAGGCGGACAUCACCGCCCGGGCCGAGCAGAUCCGCAACCAGCGCGAGGCGUCGACGAGCGACUACGACCGCGAGAAGCUCGCGGAGCGUCUGGCGAAGCUGACGGGCGGCGUGGCGAUCAUCAACGUCGGCGCCGCGACCGAGACGGCCAUGAAGGAGCGCAAGGACCGCGUGGACGACGCGCUCAACGCCACCCGUGCCGCGGCCCAGGAGGGCUACGUCCCGGGCGGCGGCGUCGCGCUGCUCCGCACGCUCGACGCGCUCGAGGCGGGCGAGAAGAAGGCCAAGGGCGACGAGAAGCAGGGCUUCGCGAUCGUCCGCGAGGCGGUCGUCGUCCCGCUCAAGCAGAUCGUCGACAACGCCGGGCUCGACGGUGAUCUGGCCGUUGAGAAGGUGAUCGAGGCGGGCGGCAGCACCGGCUUCGACGUGCUCUCCGGCAAGUACGUGGACAUGGUCAAGGCGGGCGUCAUCGACCCCGCGCUUGUGCCGAAGACGGCGCUGAUCAACGCCGCGUCGGUCGCGGGCCUCAUGCUCACGACGGACGUGAUGAUCACCGACCUGAAGGAAGACGACGAGCCCGUCGUCGGCGCGACGGCGUAA